This is a messenger RNA of Myxocyprinus asiaticus (Chinese sucker), 950 nucleotides long. Its product is annotated as liprin-beta-2-like. The record is from RefSeq and is a predicted model, not a curated record. The transcript is spliced from 4 exons. Bases 207 to 668 code for a protein of 153 amino acids. Lineage: Eukaryota; Metazoa; Chordata; Actinopteri; Cypriniformes; Catostomidae. Gene Ontology annotation, biological process: neuromuscular junction development. Gene Ontology annotation, cellular component: presynaptic active zone.
AAGGAGGACAAUGGACAGAGAUGUACUCAUCUAACUUGAACCUGUCUCUCAGUUGAGUGUGUUGGCGGAUCAGGUUGAAGCUCAAGGUGAGAAGAUCAGAGAUUUGCAGAGUUCUCUUGAGGAAUAUCAACACAAGCUCAACUCCACUGAGGAGAUGUUUCAACCGGCAGAGAUCAUGAGUUUACAGCAGUUGUUGAGCUGUAAGAAUGCUGAGAUCGAGAAUUUACAGGCUCAGCUGCUCUGCAGAACUCCAGUGUCUGUGGACAGUACAGAGAGAGAUCUUUGAGCCUUGCUUUAGCUCUGAGACAUUGGCCAUGCUCCUGAACAUCCCUCCACAGAAGACCCUCCUCAGACGCCACCUUGCCACCAACUUCAGCACACUGGUGGGUCCGCAAGCACAACAGGAGAAACGGGAGUUUGCCAGUACCAACAGGCAUGCAACCCUCACCAUUACUGCCAAAGUCAGGCCAAAGAAACUGGGCUUUACCCACUUCAGACAGCUAAGGAAGCUCAGGACAGUUGAUUCAGCAGAUUAUAUCUGCCCUAUGGAGACAGGAACUCCAGUCCUGAGUGCAACACCAAAGCAGACCUACUCAGGCUUCAGGGGUAUGAGCCCCGUUCUGGACAAAGACUCAGACAAACUGGAGCAAGUCGGGGCAAAGAGUUGAUUCGCUGCAUUUUCAACCAAUCAUAGCCAAACAACAGCAACUGCAUGUUGAGGAAGCUAACAACAUGCAUCGAGAGAGGCUUGAAUUGAUUCUCAAGCAUAUCACCUGGAUAUGCUGCAUAUGACUUAUGAUUUCCAUUCAGAAGUGAUGGAUAUUAUUAUUGAAUUGGCUUUGGAAAGCUGAAAUGCCAAAAUAUAUCCUGAAAUACUUUAUGUUUGUUGCUGUAAUCUGCAAUUCCAAAUACAUUAUUUUAUUACUUUUAACAAAUAAAUUAUACCUAUC